GGAGUAUGGAUAGUCGAUUCGACUGGGUUCAGUAGUCUGGUCUAUCUAAUGUCCGGGUUCGUCACCUCAAUCCCCCUGCGCCACCUUCCGUAUUGAUGUUGAUUUAUUUUGGUCGAUUCCGUGUGGAUGUGCAACACAAACUUGCCAUUCGAUAUUCCGCAGCGUUCAUAUAACUUCCCGAUCCCUUCUUCCGUUUCCGCCUCGAUUCUUCUUCUAUCCAUUGAACCUUCAUUCCUGUUUCCACUAAACAACACACCAUAUUCCUCCCUUACCUCCUCCGAGAAUCCUAGCAUCGUUGAUCAUCCUACAUUGUCCUCUGCCGUCUAGACACAUCCUAUUGGGCUGAUCUCGAAUUCACAAUGCGCUUCUUUAUCGCCACCAUCCUCGCAACCCUCCCUGCCGUUCUGGCACAAGGCACUACAUCGGAGGGCACCUUCUCCAUCCUCCCCAUCGAUCCUAUCCCGUCUCCUUCAUCGCCGAACAACAUCAGCACAUCCCCAACUCUCUCCACCCCAGCAUCAUCGUCUCCAAGUAGCUCCGGCCCCCCCGUUUCAUCGUCCCCGAUCUUCUCCAACUCCUCCUCCUCGGCAACGAGCCAGACGAGUCAGACGGGUAUUGUGACGCGGACGAGUGUCGUCGGUCCGGGCACUACGACUGGCAGAGGCGGCAACACGGCAACCCCGAGCGCGGAUCCUAGUACCGUUGACGGGAGCGCGGCUAGCUAUGGAUCCUCUUCGAUCCUCGGAGCCGUCUUCGCCAUCGCCGGCAUUGCGCUGGCGUUAUAGGAUCGAGAUUCGGAGUUUCCUUUCAGAAUCCGAAUGCAGGCUUUCACAUGGCGUUGAUGAAAGGGGUAAUUCAGGGCAGGCGCUUCGUUUAUUGUUAAACUCAUGGUGUUCGUAUGAUUCACGCCGGUAAUGAGAGGAUAUCAGAACGAGAAUAAUGUUGCGGCGCUUAAUGUCAUGGGGCCCUAAUCCCAUCCUAUUACGGUAUCCUGUGCAACGAUUAUCCUGUAUGUACACAUAGUACCCCGAGA
This is a messenger RNA of Eremomyces bilateralis CBS 781.70, 1033 nucleotides long. RefSeq lists its product as uncharacterized. Lineage: Eukaryota; Fungi; Ascomycota; Dothideomycetes; Eremomycetales; Eremomycetaceae. Bases 360 to 785 code for a protein of 141 amino acids. The record is from RefSeq and is a predicted model, not a curated record. The transcript has a single exon.